AUGGAAGGAGGACACGUCAGAGAUGUGCCUUCAGCCGGCCAGGCAGGAGAAGCGGGCAGGGAUGUUCCCAAGAAGGAAGACAUUCUUCUUUUGGUCGAUGAAAAAUUUGACUUCGAUCUUUCAUUGUCGUCUUCAAGUGCAAAUGAAGAUGAUGAAGUCUUUUUUGGACCUGUUGGACAUAAAGAAAGAUGUAUCGCUGCCAGCUUAGAAUUAAGUAAUCAGAUUCCCGAACAACCUCUUCUGCCAGCAUCUGAAGGUCACUUUACUUGGAGCCCUCUCACUGGCGAAAAGUUUGUGGAAGUGUAUAAAGAAGCUCACUUAUUGGCUUUACAGAUAGAAAGCAACAGCAGAAACCAAGCGGCCCAUGCUGUUGAGCCCGAAGACCCUUGGAGCCAGGAUGUGGAAAGAUUCAUCCAGGAAUCAAAAUUAAAAAUAAACCUCUUUGAAAAAGAAAAGGAAAUAAAGAAAAGCCCCACAUCACUUAAAAGGGAGACAUACUACCUGUCAGACAGCCCCUUGAUGGGGCCACCGCUCCUGGGAGUCUGUCCCCCUCCCAGUGAGGCCCUGCUUCCCGAUUCCUCCUUGGCCCUUCCAGGUGCUCCUGCCCAGGCCAGCUGUGCCCAGACACAGGGGCCACUGCAUGCUUCUCAUCCUUUGCCUGGGGCAGUGAGUACUGCUCACCCUCCAAAUCAGGCAGUGACUCAGAAGAAGGUCACCAGCAAAUUGCAGCUGCCCCGAGCUUCGUCUGUUAGAGCAAAAAACAUUCACUCGGGCAUGGAGAAGCGCAAGAAAGAGAUACCAGCUAGUCCUUCCAAGAUGAAAAUCCAAAAUGAAAAGGGAUCCCACAGGGAUGUUCUCCCUGACAAAGCCAGCACUGCUCUGGAUGCUGACGGCUUCCCAGCUGGAGGAAGCCACUUGGUCCAAGGCAAGCGAUCACUCCCUGUUCCAAACAAGUUGGGGCUGAAGAAGACCCUGUUAAAGCCACCUGGCUGCACUGGCAAUCUUGCAAGGAAGUCCUCUUCCUCAGGGUUGGUUUCGAGCCUGAUGUCCAGGGUGUGUGCGUCUCCAGCAGUCAGUACAGCUAAAUCAGAUGAAUUUGCAGGUAUUCCUGCAAACAGUUGCCGGCCUCUGCCAGACAUCAGUAAGUCAGGCAGGACGGGCCCCACCACUCUGAGGCAGUCCCUGCCGGCCGACCCUGCAGGUGCGUCCUGCAGCCAAACCAAGUGGGCCGCUGCCGCUGAGUGUACAGUGGAGCGAGCCAGGGUGCCAACCACAGCUCUUCGCCUGCAACCCCAAACUCCGGGAAGUGGAGGCCCGAGGCUGGACUGUACUGCCAUUUUGUCAGAAUCUUCUCAAUGGAAUAAAACUGGGAGCAUAAGAAGGCGAGAUUCCUGUCUGAAUUCCAAGACGAAGGUUAUGCCUAGCCCUGCAAACCAACUUACAAUUCCCAAGUUAUCUAUGGGGGAAUCCCCAGACACUGCAACACCAAAGUUCUCCAGGGCACAAAGGCCACAGUCGUGCACAUCAGUUGGGAGGGCCACUGUCUGUGGCACUCCUGUGAGACAGUCAUCAGGGCCAGCUUUGCAAAGCCUGUCAGGCAGCAUGAGGACCCCCGUGAGUGGGAAAUGUGCCUCGGCCUUGCUCACGCCUGCCAGCCGGCGCCUCUCCAACUUUCCACUGAUGACCCCCAAAACCAUGCCCAGGGUUGUGGCCUCUUCCCUAUGUGUGCCCGCUCGGCGACUUUCUUCUGAGCCCCGGAAAAAAUCUGUAGUGAGAACUGAACCAACAAGGGAGAGCAACAGAAAGGUUGAUUCCAGACAGGCCGACUUGUCACCAGACGGAAGCUUUUCUCCUCCAUCUGCUGUGCCACAGGCGCUGAAAUUUUCUCCAGAAAAGAGUGAUAUCACUUGUUCAAAGAGCAUCGCCCCAGAAGCAGCUCUGGGUGGGGCAGUUCCAAGGGAAGAGACACCCCCUGGAGAGGCUCUUCUUAUAGAUAUCAAGAUGGAUCAACUUACCGUCAUUCCAGAAGCUGAAAGCAAACCCCUCGUUGACCUCCCUCUCAUCGACUUCUGCAGUACCCCUGAAGCAAGUGCGGCUUUGGGCUCUGAGAGCAGUCCUUUGAUUGACCUCAUGAUAAACACUCCAGACAUGAAUAAAAACACUGCGUCAAAACCUUCCCAGGUAGUGGGACAGCUCAUAGACUUGGGCUCUCCUCUGAUCCAGCUGAGUCCCGAGGCCAAUAAGGAAAACGUGGAUUCACUGCUCCUCAUGUUCUGA
Messenger RNA from Cynocephalus volans (Philippine flying lemur), 2277 nucleotides. It is a transcript of the gene GTSE1, whose product is annotated as G2 and S-phase expressed 1. Bases 1 to 2277 code for a protein of 758 amino acids. Lineage: Eukaryota; Metazoa; Chordata; Mammalia; Dermoptera; Cynocephalidae. The transcript has 11 exons. Gene Ontology annotation, cellular component: microtubule cytoskeleton; cytoplasmic microtubule. Gene Ontology annotation, molecular function: microtubule binding. The record is from RefSeq and is a predicted model, not a curated record.